AUGUUUGUUCCUAAAACAGAUAACCAAUCUGAUCUCGAGGGGCCGCAUAGAAACGCUGGGCCGUGGCUGUGCUCCAUUUGCUCGCAGCAAAAUGAUACGAGCUGUAUGUCCUGUGAGGUAUGCGGCGUUCUUCGGGAUUUGUCACUGUAUUUCAAUAACUCCAAUGAACCUGAAGGUGGAGCUAAACGUAGAAACAAGCAUUCUGGUGUAUCUGUACUGGCAAGAUCUCUUUUCGCACCAUCUGGUCCAAAAUCAAAAGCCGUUGUUUUCUCCGAUGGAUUUCGAGGCAACAAAAACGCAACAGGACAUAUGCAAGCUUCCUUGGGUACUCUGCACAAGACAUACAUGACACAUAAGCAGCGCCAUAACAUAGUGCCUUUCAAGUUUGAUAUACCAUCUCCUGAUGACAUGGUCUCUACAGGCUUAAAAUCGUCCAGACAUUUGCGAAAAGCUGUUCCAUCUGUAGAUAUCCCCGGAAAGAUGGUGAUGGGUGAUGAUGAUCUUGUAGUUGAGAAGGAUACAAGUACAGACCCAAGUUCAUCAGUGAAGUUGGAUGAACUUGGUGGAAAUAGUAGCACUGUUGCCGCCAAUACUCAGAACGAAACUCUUAUUUUGGACAAUGAGCUACAACAUUUGAGUUUAGAGAGGAAGCCAAAAAACAGUAAAACCAAGAUUAAGAAGCCAGUUCCUGUUUCACAAUACAAGCCAGAACCGUGGAUGCUACAGGGCGAAGAUCAAGACAUGCCUAGACAACUAAAUCUUGCUAUUGUUGGUCACGUUGAUUCUGGCAAAUCAACAUUAUGUGGUAGGUUGCUGCAUGCCCUGGGUAGAAUUUCAAAAAAGCAAAUGCAUAAGAAUGAGAAAGAAGCGAAAGAAAAGGGAAAAGGGUCGUUUGCAUAUGCUUGGGCAAUGGACGACAGUGCUGAUGAAAGGGCACGUGGCAUUACGAUGAAUGUCGGUGUAGCAUACUUUGACACCAAAAAUUACCAAGUUGUUAUGCUCGACUCCCCUGGUCACAAGGAUUUCGUUCCUAACAUGAUAUCUGGAGUGACGCAAGCUGAUGCAGCUGUCCUAGUUGUUGAUGCCUCUCUUGGAUCAUUCGAGUCAGGCAUGGGCGUUAAUGGGGUUGGUCAGACAAAGGAGCACUCACAGCUUAUUCGAAGCUUUGGUGUCGAGAACUUGAUAGUUGCUGUCAAUAAGAUGGAUUCAGUGGAAUAUUCGGCAGAACGCUUCAAUUAUGUGAAAUCACAACUUGGCAUUUUUCUCCGAUCUUGUGGCUAUAAAGAGUCAGCGAUAACCUGGGUUCCUUUGAGUGCGAUGGAAAAUGAAAAUCUGGUGACAGCAGCUUCAGAUACUCGUCUCUCAUCAUGGUUUCACGGGACUUGCCUUCUGGAAGCAAUUGACUCGUCAGCACCACCUCCUCGUGAUGUUUCAAGGCCACUACGGCUUCCAAUUUGUGAUGUUAUUUCAUCCCAUGUGCUGGGGCAAGUGGCGGUUUGUGGUAAAGUGGUGUGUGGAGCAAUCGGAAGUGAUUCCAAGGUCCUUGUGAUGCCUUCUGGAGAGCUAGCUACAGUGAAAAUCAUCGAGCGGGACUCCUCUCGUCUCAGCUUGGCAAGAGCCGGCGACAACAUUGCGAUUGGACUGCAAGGGAUCGACCCGAUCCAUGUGAUGUCUGGUGGAGUUCUGUGCCAUCCGGAUUACCCCGUGUCGGUGGCGUCUUCCCUGGAGCUGAAGAUCCUGGUGCUAGACAUCACCGUACCUAUACUGCCCGGCCUUCAGUUUGAGCUCCAUGUGCACCACGCGAAGGUGUCGGCGUCCCUGGUGAGAAUCGUGUCACUGCUGGACCAGAAGACUGGCAAAGCCUCAGCGAAGAAGCCGCGGAUGCUCACCGCUAGACAGGCUGCCAUCAUCGAGGUACGUCGCGUUACAUGUGCGCCCUUACAGCAGAUGAGUCUGAAUGAGUGCCUGGUGAUCGUCUGUGGUGCCUGUUUUGUCCAGGUGAAGCUGGAGAGGGAGGUGUGCGUGGAGGAGUUCGCGACCCUCAAGGCCCUGGGCCGGGUGUUCCUGCGGUCGCAGGGGAGCACCGUCGCGGUUGGCGUCGUGCAGGUACAGGGGGAGCGAGCAGAGCAGGCUUCUUAG
Triticum turgidum subsp. durum (durum wheat) is the source of this 2139-nucleotide messenger RNA. NCBI's taxonomy places the organism in Eukaryota, Viridiplantae, Streptophyta, Magnoliopsida, Poales, Poaceae. The record is from the annotation of a GenBank genome assembly.